This is a messenger RNA of Phascolarctos cinereus (koala), 1822 nucleotides long. RefSeq names its product fibronectin type III domain-containing protein 9-like. The record is from RefSeq and is a predicted model, not a curated record. Gene Ontology annotation, molecular function: protein binding. Lineage: Eukaryota; Metazoa; Chordata; Mammalia; Diprotodontia; Phascolarctidae.
CUGAUGUCACUGAAAUGCUAACAUUCUUCAUUUGGAGUACCACUGUACCAAGCUACACAAUGUAAUGGGAAUACUUAAGGAAGAAGGGAGCUGUCCAAGAAGCAAGAGAAUGCCACCAUUUGGUGGUGGUGGUGGGAGGGGGGUGUAUCUCAUGAUAACCACAGCAACUAGACUACUUAGGAACGACGUGCUCACACACGAAUACAAGUAGAGGACAGAGAAACAGUAUUACCUGGCAUCUCUGGAAAAUAAAAAUGUGUCAGGCAACAAGAACUCAGCCUCCAGAGCCUGGAAAGAUGAUAUGGGCUUAUAGGGCUGCAAGAAGGAAUCUUCCCUGGCACCAGGGACACAGAAAAACUAGUCUUUGCUUUCCUUUCCAAAAAAACCCUUAAACGCUGAAAAAAAUCUUUUCCAAAAGCACUGGAUCCUUUGAAGCCUCUCUCUAGCCUUUAUUUCACUUUCUGCUCAGCUCUACUGAUACAGACAAGGAGAGAAUAGACACCAUGAAUAAGCAACAAUUUGAAUAAUCAAGUUAAGUAUUAAAUGUCGUUUCCUCUUGUCUUCUUCACCUGGGGAGGCAGAACUUUUUCCUCAAGCAGCAUCAAAAUGGGAGUCAUCGUGCAAAACAUAACUGGAAGUACCGCAAUGGUGAUGUGGCCAACUGUGGCCAGCUGUGCUGACAGCUUCUACAGCAUUAUGUACCACCCCAACUGGGAUAGCAUGCUGUCUGGAUACUCAAGGAAGAGUUUUCAGAGGGAAGAGAGGGUACCUGCUAGCCAGUCCUCAUUUGUAAUUGAAAAUCUAACUCCACUGACCAAGUAUAUUGUUUGUGUAACCUGCCAAUCAGCAAACCCAUCCAGUGACCAGUGCAGAAUUUUUCAGACAAAGGAACAAGAUCCAUCAUCUGUGAGCAACAGAAAGAAAGACCUGGCCUUGGGGAUCUGGCUGACCAGCAGCGUUCUACUCCUCAUCAUUGCCGGCAUUCUCCUCUAUGGGUGCCUGAACGUAUGGUGCCGUAAGAGACAAGAACAUAACGGAGGCCUAAACCGAAUGCCACAACCAAAUAAGAGAGAGGGCUGUAGAAACAACAGCAGCAGAGACGCGGGUGAGUUGGAGAAGUCAAGCCAACCAUUGGUUCCAAACCUCGAAGAUCAACAAGCCGAUGAGGUCCAGCUUGCCACGAUAAAAGAAAAUGUCUCAACUCACAUGGAACCUCCUCUGCUAAAAUGUAACCACCAGCAAGGGCUGUCAGUGACAGGCCAGCCACUCCGUAUCCCACAGCUAGGAGGGGGCGUAGUUUUGUAACAAAGGAGUACAAGGGCCUCAAUCAACCCUCAAAUCACCAAGAUAUAUUUAUGAGGUAGCAACUAAGUGGAAGGCGCUGGAAACACAAAGACAAAGAAUGAAACCAUCCCUACCUGCAAUGAACUUACAUUUUUGGUGGGGAAGAUUAAAAAGUAUAUACAGCAUAAAUACAGUUAAUAAACCUGACUAUGUGUUUUUGGGUUCUCACCUGUACCCCCGGUUUCUUUAGCUAAAAUAUGGGGCUAUUAUCUGUCCCUGAUUACUUCAGAAGUGUGAGAAUAAAUGAAAUAAAAGUAAAAAUACUGUUAGAUCUUCAGUAGGAAGGUAUAACAUAAAUCCAUGCAAGAGAUUUCUACCCUACUGUAGAAAUAAACCAUUAAGAAAUAAGAGGUAUCCUAAAUCCUGUGUCAUGUAUGACUUCUACUUGGUUACAUCCUUCCAUGUGUUAUUUUUCUUCACGUUCUACGCUUUCAUGUCCUGUAAUGGUUUAAAAAAAAUUAAAGUUUUUAAAGAGUUU